This is a messenger RNA of Puccinia triticina, 969 nucleotides long. RefSeq lists its product as uncharacterized. The coding region runs from base 1 to 969 and encodes 322 amino acids. The transcript has 2 exons. The record is from RefSeq and is a predicted model, not a curated record. Lineage: Eukaryota; Fungi; Basidiomycota; Pucciniomycetes; Pucciniales; Pucciniaceae.
AUGCAGGAAACUCUUGGUUUGAAGGAAGGGACGGUGAUUCGUCAUAGGAUAAAAUACGCCCCUCACAAUCUCUAUCCGAACAUCCCUUGGGUCAACGGCAAACCAAUCCGUGCUCCAACUGCCUCCGAAAUUGCAUCAGCAUUUGAACAAGUCAAAUCAUACCAAAUGCUCACUUCUGGACUCAACAUGAUUCCAGAUCCUCUCGACAAAACUUUGGUGAUAGCUAUUGUAGAAUUUACUCCCUAUGAAGAACUAACUGAUUCUCAAAAGGAGGAUCUCAACUAUGUCUCUAAUUUUCUUCACAAGUCUAAACAAUUCAUCAAUGGUGUUAAAUCUUGUUCCAGAGUUUGGGGUGGCCUAAUGUGGGCCAUUGGCUGGAGGAAGUUGUAUGACGAGGACCAGAUUGUGGGCCGGUACAUCAAGGCGUUUGAUGAAACCAAAAUGCGGGCCUUCGAUGAGCAUUACGUCAAGUCUUCAAGAGUUGGUCAGAUACUUGGAAAUCUAUUCAAGGAUCUUGCUCGUACUCCUUUCCAAGACAACCAAGAUCUCAUGAAGAAGUAUAACAUCCCCUCAUUUCCAGACCUUGCUUAUGGCAAACUUCCCGAGGAUUCGACAUGCACUCCUCACAUCACAUUUACUACCAAUGGCUUUUAUAAUCCCCCACACAAAGACGACAAAGAUAUAUCCCAAUGGGCCUUUGUCUUGUUUCUUCCAACUCGCACUUCCGAUUACACUAUAGUAGACUCCUCUGAAUACAACAUUACAUCUGGACCUUUUAUUUUUCCUGAUCAUCCUGUAGGUGGUGUAGCAAAGAAGUACGAGUCUCUCAAAGCAGUUUUUCAAAUCUUCGUGCGCAUCGUGAUGGGUCUCGUCAGGGUGGAAGAGUUUCAGAAGGAUGCCCAAAACGUCGUGAUGCUAUUGCUGCUGGUGCCAAGCUCCCUCCGACCACUCUUGAAGAAGACAGACUGA